GUUCAACGAACGAACGACAGCAUUCGUUCGCUUUCCACGUUAUCUGUAAUUGACUCAUGUACUUGAUUGUUUACAAUUUGUUAAACUUCGAUUUUUCACUGCCAAAUUUGAACUUUGACUAACACAUUUCAAUGUAAUUUAUGUGUAGGUAUUAAAACAUAAAAAAAUGGUUGUAACAAAAUCAUCAGGACGAAAUGUUAUUCUUGGAGUGGAUAUUGGGACUACAAAUAUUAAAUGUUUUGCUUAUAAUAGUUCUAUGGAAGUCAUUGCAAAGGCGAAAGCAGUGCUGCCUGUUUGUAACUUGAAAAAUGGUGGACAAGAAAUUGUGCCUGAUGAAUUAUGGAAAAAUUUUAAAAAUGUUGUUAAACAAUGUUUGUUAUCUUCAAAACUAAGCUCUUCAGAUGUUUUAAGUCUGGGCAUUUCCACCCAAAGAGGCACUUUUGUAACCUGGGACAGGAAUAGUGGGGAAACAUUUCACAAUUUUAUAACAUGGAAAGAUAAAAGAGCAAAGAGUGUUUGUGAAUUAUGGAAUGCAUCACCUUGCAUAAAAUUCCUCAGGCUAGGAGCAUUUAUUAUGUAUAUAUUUACACGAAUGAAGAAAUUUCAGCUAUUAAGCAGAUUGCAGUUCUCAACAGCAAUGGUUCUAAUUCGCCUUUACUGGAUAUUUCAAAAUACUAUUCAGCUUCAAAACAAAGAAAGUCAUAAAAAUGUAUUAUUUGGAACAAUUGAAACAUGGUUAGUUUGGAAACUGACAGAAAAGCAAGUACACACUACUGACGCUUCAAACGCUUGUGCAACAGGGUUUUUCGAUCCAUUCAGAAUGAAAUGGGCAAAAUGGCUUCUGAAUAUAUUUGGUAUUCCUACAAUGAUUCUUCCAACUGUUUUGAAUACUUGUGAUUCCUUUGGUGAGGCAUCUGAGGAAAUCUUUGGCUUUCCAAUACCAAUUCAUGCACUGGUUGGAGAUCAACAAGCAUCAUUAUUUGGAGCAGGCUGUUUCAAAAAGUAUGACAUGACUUGUACUAUGGGAACAGGUUCAUUUCUUACCAUGAAUACUGGGAAUUCUCCAUUUGGUGCUUAUAGUGGUAUUGGUUUUUAUCCACUUGUUGGUUGGACUAUUUCUUCAGAAACUACUUACAUAAUUGAAGGUGGCGUGCAUGAUGUUGGAACUGUUUUGUCUUGGGCAAGCAAUAUAGGCUUGGUAGAUAUUCCAGAAAAUUCAGAUAAGAUUGCCUUAAAUGUGCCUGAUAAUGGAAAUGUUUAUUUUCUUCCUGGAGCAAAUGUAUCUAAACAUUCUAAAGGGGAAGCUUUUUCAUCAUCUUUCACUGGAAUAGCUACUCAUACUUCAAAAGAACAUUUAGUUCGAUCAAUCUUAGAAGCUCUAUCUUUUCAAGUUUGUGAGUUGUACAAAAUAGUUCAAAGCAAAUAUGAGAUUUGUAGAGAUUCUUUAUUUUGUGUUGCUGGGGGAGUGGCCAAAAAUGACUUUAUUGUUCAAUUGGCAUCUAAUGUGACAGAAAGAAAAAUAAGCAGAUUAAACAAUACAGAAAGUUCUAGUUGUGGGGCUGCAUUACUUGCUGGAUUAUAUUCUGGUGUUUGGAAAAAUCAGGAUGAAAUUAAGCAAUUAGUUACAAAAAGUACUAUAUUUUCUCCUGAUUCAAAUCUGAAAUUGAGAGCUAAAGAAGAGUUUGCUACAUGGAAAAAUUCUUAUUCUCAUUCAAUAAUUAAUAGGCAAGUUUAGUUUAUACUUCUUAAAGAAGGAAGGAAAAGGAUUAAGGUGCAGCUUUAAGUCCAAACUAAUUAAAAAAAGAAAGUGAUCAUAAAUAUAUUCUAAUUUUUAAUGUACUGUAUUUUAUUGUAAAUAAACAAUUGAACAUACAAAGUAUUUAUAAUGAUGUAUAUUUUUAAUUCAUAUUUUUGAUGAAAUAUUUUAUUUAUUUACUGAUUUAAUUUUGAAAGAAAUUAUUUUUAUAUACCUUAUUUUAAUAAAGCUCAAUUUAAGAAGUGUAAAUACAUUUCUAUGUUUGUUAUUUAGUUAAUUUUAUGAAUGUUGCAAAUAUUAUUUUUACUCUUUAUGUUCCAGUAUUAUACAUUUUUAAUUUGUGAAGUCUUGAAUAUUUAUUGUUUUGAAAUUCAUAACAGAGAUAGUCAAACUCUUAUUAAUAAUAUUCUGGGAAAUUCAGGAAAUUUAUAAUUUGAUCACUUUUGUAAACACACCACAAGUUAUAGUCCAUUUUACCUCAAGUUGGCACUGGGGAGAAAGGCAGGUAGACCGGAUUACAGCCGUUGUCAUGGAAACUGGGUUGCUCUUUAAGUCGGUUGGGGGA
Molecule: messenger RNA, 2321 nt
Organism: Parasteatoda tepidariorum (common house spider)
Lineage: Eukaryota; Metazoa; Arthropoda; Arachnida; Araneae; Theridiidae
Product: glycerol kinase 5
Biological process (GO): triglyceride metabolic process; phosphorylation; glycerol metabolic process
Cellular component (GO): mitochondrion
Molecular function (GO): phosphotransferase activity, alcohol group as acceptor; kinase activity
Source: RefSeq, a predicted model, not a curated record